AUGAGUACAUAUGAACCUGAAAAAUAUCUACCUACUAUAGAUGCGAUAUUAAGUGUUGCAGAUCUUGAACAAGUCAGUGUUAAAAAAAUGAGAAAAGCUAUUCAAGAGUUAUUUGGAAUAGACUUAACUCCUUAUAAAAAAGAAAUAAAUCAAACAAUUAUGGAUAGAUUUUAUUUACUUCAAGAUAAAAGAGCCAAACAAGAAAGAGAUGAAAUGGAAAAAAAAGAUGCAUUAUUAGCUGCAAAAUUAUCAAAAGAAGAUUCAAAACCAAUUAGAAAAAGUCGAGCUACAGUUAAAAAAUCAACAAUAAAAGACAAAGAUAAAUUAAAAAGAUCAGGUCCUUCGCCAAAUCAUGUAUUUAAUAGAGAAAUGUUUUUAAGUAAUGAAUUACUGGAUGUAUUGGGAGUAGAUAAAUGUUCAAGACCUCAAGUUGUUAAAAAAAUUUGGGCUUAUAUUAAAGAUAAUCAAUUACAAGAUCCUUCUGAUAAAAGACAAAUAAUAUGUGAUGAAAAACUUCAGAAUUUAUUCAAAAAGAAAUCAGUUGGAGCUUUCGAAAUGAAUAAAAUUUUAAGUCGUCAUAUUUUUAAACCGGAGGAAGUUGAUGAUGAAAGAACUAAACCAUCUGUGAAAAAAGAAUUAAAUCAAGAUCAAAACGAUGAAGAUAACAAUAACUAUAACGAUGAAUUUGCGGCUGAAAUUGAAGAUAAUAUUGAAAAAGACGCAUCACAAUUGGAAGCUGAAUUAAGUUCAGAGGAAGAUUGA
Molecule: messenger RNA, 762 nt
Organism: Lodderomyces jiufengensis
Lineage: Eukaryota; Fungi; Ascomycota; Pichiomycetes; Serinales; Debaryomycetaceae
Exons: 4
Coding region: 1-762 (253 amino acids)
Biological process (GO): nucleolar large rRNA transcription by RNA polymerase I; transcription initiation at RNA polymerase I promoter
Cellular component (GO): nucleus; RNA polymerase I upstream activating factor complex
Molecular function (GO): RNA polymerase I cis-regulatory region sequence-specific DNA binding
Source: RefSeq, a predicted model, not a curated record